AUGGGAAACGCUGACACGAAAUUAAACUUCAGGAAAGCUGUAGUUCAGCUCACCUCUAAAACACAGCCUGUGGAGGCGAACGACGAUGAUUUCUGGGAUCAGUUCUGGUCGGAGACAGUGACAAAUGUGCAGGAUGUGUUUGCACUGGUGCCCGGGGCGGAGAUUCGGGCGCUACGUGAGGAGUCGCCGAAUAACUUGGCUACCCUAGUUUAUAAGGCCGUAGAGAAGUUGGUCAAGAUCGUGGACAGCAGCUGUAGGACACAAAGGGAGCAGCAGACAGCUCUUAACUGUGCCCGGCUGUUGACCCGUAUAAUUCCAUACAUGCUGGAAGACCCGGAAUGGCAUGGAUUCUUCUGGUCAUCCCUGCCUGCUGCAGCAGAAAAUGAGUCCAUACCUCUAGCACAAUCACUUGUGAAUGCUGUUUGUGAUCUCCUAUUCUGUCCUGACUUCACAGUAACGAGCACCAAACGAUCGGGCCCUGAACGUGCUGAAGAGCUGUCUUCCUUGGACAGUUGCGAAUAUAUCUGGGCGGGCGGCGUCGGGUUCGCCCGUUCCCCACCACGCGUGGCAACGCACGACGCUGCCCGGACCGAUCUGCUGCGGUUGCUACUGGCCGCAGCAAGCGAGACCAUCUAUGUACCUCCACAACAGGCGCAUUCGCAUCAUAAUAAGUGGAUUGCGUACCUGACUAGCCCUGAAAAUCGGCACGCACUGCCUCUGUUCACGUCACUUCUCAACACAGUCUGCUCGUACGAUCCAGUCGGUCUCGGCUUGCCAUAUAAUCAUCUCCUGUUUUCUGACACUCUCGAGCCUCUAGUCGAGGUGGCGCUGCAAAUUCUCAUUGUGACACUGGAUCACGACACUAGCAACUCUGCCAAUCAAGACUCGGACGAGCAAAGUCUACCUGACAACUUGUUCAUAAAUUACCUGUCGCGCAUCCACCGUGACGAGGAUUUCUACUUCAUCCUGCGAGGAGUGACGCGGCUUCUCAACAAUCCUCUGGCGCAGACCUACCUGCCCAAUUCCGCUAAGAAGGUCAUGCUGCAUCAAGAGCUGCUGGUUCUCUUUUGGAAGAUGUGCGACUAUAAUAAGAAAUUCAUGUACUACGUUCUGAAGAGCAGCGAUGUCUUGGAAGUCCUGGUGCCCAUAUUAUACCACCUCAACGACUCGAGGGCAGAUCAGUGUUUUUCGAGUGAUUCGAGAUCGACGAGCGCGGAGUCGGUGGCAGAGACCCCAAUGGAAGGCUCCCACCCGGCACAGCCUGCGGAGCCCGGCACCCUCAACGCUACCUUACCGGAAACACCAGGCUACAAAAGCAUGCACUUGUUACGCGAGCCUCAAUGUGCCAUCGCAGCAAUGACGGAACGCGAGUCGGCACAUCCUCCCACGCAACCAACGAUCACUAGCAGCGACCAACUGCUGCCACAGAGGGAUGGAGGGGACGGGGCGGACCGCGCUGAGGACAGCGCUGAUGAUAAGCAGGACACACGCGCUGUAGUACGCAGAGACAGUAUGCGGCUCACCAGCAGUGGCAAUGAGCGACGACCGAGCGAAGGGUCAGGUGGAAGGGAAGGGGGAACUGCGCCAGGAGGGUGGAAGGCCAGUGCCGAGUGGGUGUCGAGCUGGCGGGCCAAGCUGCCACUGCAGACCAUCAUGCGACUACUGCAGGUCCUCGUGCCGCAGGUAGAGAAGAUCUGCAUCGACAAGGGUCUAACAGACGAGUCGGAGAUACUCCGCUUCCUCCAGCACGGCACGUUGGUUGGUCUGCUCCCCGUGCCGCACCCCAUCCUCAUCCGCAAGUACCAGGCCAACGCCGGCACGGCUGCGUGGUUCCGCACAUACAUGUGGGGCGUCAUUUAUAUACGCAACGUGGACCCACCGAUCUGGUACGACACAAAUGUGAAGCUGUUCGAGAUCCAACGCGUAUGAACUGACGACCUUCGAUGCACCGACGACCUCAGCAAGCGAUGACCUCGUGACAUGACACUUAGUUAGUUAAACUACAUCUGAGUUGAAUUAUUUCUUAGAUAUUUUUUUAUACGUGAACGUUCUUGCCUUUUAAGGAUUUUGAUAUGGACGCGAUACAAAAUUGGGUUACGCUACAGAUGUAGUGAAUAAACAUCGGGGCAACUCGAAAACCCCGAAUGCUGUUGCUAAGGCUAUAAAAUAUCAUAUUAAUUAUUCACAUAGCAAAACCCAGUUAUUCCUACUGAUUCAAUUAAACAAAUCGAUCCAUUCAAUUAAUUAAUCGAUUUGUAGUUGGCAGUACAAGUUGGUUGUCACUAAACUGUCUAUGGUCGGGUAUAACUGCUUCCGUGGCCGAACGAUUACCAUGCAUAGGGCGUAUAUUUACUUCUCUCGUGAGUUUGGGUGUAAUUUGUGGUUGUCCAUGGCAUUCGCGAUACAGGGUUUCCCUAGUGCGGGGCUAUGACUGUGUGCUUACCUUAAUAAAGGUUAUUUCGUUAUAGCACAAGACUACAGUGAUGAACAUCUUAUUUUUUUCAAAUUGUGUACAACCUCUAGGUACAACUUAAAUAAUAAUGUAACAACCCUACACUCCUAGCGAAUUGUAGGCAUUUUUUAAAAGUUUAUAUUAAUUACAAGCUUUGCUCAAAAAAGCCCUUUGUGUGCUAUGAUAUUUAUGGCAAUUAAAUACGAAACUUUAUUAUUUAACUUAACUUAUAGACGCAGCAACAGCGUUCGGGGAAAUUCGUGGUUUCCGAAUUUUCCCGACGUUUAAUGUUUAUUCGCCACAUUUGUUGCGGAAUAAAUCUACUUCAGCGUAAUCCUGCAAUAGUGAUGCAGUUGGUGUCGUGUUUUCCGGAUGCAUUUCAACUGCUAUUUUGCAGUCGCAGUGCAGUCUGAAUGCGGCUCGUGUGACUAAACACUUACAAGUAUACUGUGUUGGACAAAAUAUGUUUAUUUAAAAAAUAAUAAUAUUCGAUGUACGACGUGUUUAUCUACAAAAGUUAUUCACAGAAGCAAUCCGCUUCGUGCG
This is a messenger RNA of Hyposmocoma kahamanoa, 2998 nucleotides long. RefSeq names its product protein HID1. Gene Ontology annotation, cellular component: Golgi trans cisterna; Golgi medial cisterna; membrane. The transcript is spliced from 16 exons. The coding region runs from base 1 to 1929 and encodes 642 amino acids. Lineage: Eukaryota; Metazoa; Arthropoda; Insecta; Lepidoptera; Cosmopterigidae. The record is from RefSeq and is a predicted model, not a curated record.